Molecule: messenger RNA, 285 nt
Organism: Gongylonema pulchrum
Lineage: Eukaryota; Metazoa; Nematoda; Chromadorea; Rhabditida; Gongylonematidae
Source: the annotation of a GenBank genome assembly
CUGCAACAGUUUAUAGAACAUUCAUCAGCUUCGCCGUGUGAUGCGCAGACGCCUUUCCUUUUUCCCGGAGCCACUGGUGUCGGAGAUGCUCGUAAUAUUUUUUAUGAACAGCAACUGGCGCGAAAGGAAAAAGACAUCACGGAGCUGAGAAAUGCUGUGCACGUGGCGGAAUUGAACGUUCGUGACAUUCAACAGGCAUCACUCACUAAAGAUCUUCAACAUUUUGAAAUGGUGGAAAAGUUGAAAGAUGAAAUUAGAAUUUUAGAAGGUUGGCUUUUCGAUUAG